CGUGUGUAAAUGUUGAGCCACUCACAGCCAGCAGCCUGGUCAGGUUUGACUGUGGUCUUCUCGUAGUCAGCACUAGGGUUUGGUGUAAGGUUGCGUGUAUACCGUGUGACAGGAUCACAUGGGUGUGUUUAAUGCAUGAUUAGUAUGUGUUAGUACAUUCCAAGAUCCAAAUACAAGAGAUUGUCGUAUUAACUAGCAAAUAUGAUGGAUACUUUAUCGCUGGACACACCAAUGCGAUUCUUGUGAAGGAGUUUAUGUCUAAGAUGCUUUUGAUGAUUUAGAGAACUUUACUGGAAAAGCAGGAAGAUCUGCCUACAUUGUAAGUGUCCUCGGGAGGACCAUUACAUCAUGUCUGGGGAUCAAGAGAAGACAGUUAGUAGAAUGAUGACUGAUUUUCAGAGGAACUCAACAUCUGAUGACGACAGUGGAUGCGUGUUGGAGGAGUAUACAUGGGUGCCUCCAGGCCUCAAACCAGAACAGGUUCACCAGUACAUGAGUGCUCUUCCAGACAAUAAGAUCCCAUAUGUAAACAGCGAUGGUGAGAAGUAUCGCAUCAAGUCUCUGAUGCAGCAGCUACCACCUCAUGACAACGAGGGACGCUACUGUAAUGGGUUGAGUGAAGAGGAGAAGAGGGAACUAAAGCUAUUCAGCACCCAGCGGAAGAGGGAGGCUCUAGGAAGGGGAUCAGCAAGACCUUUACCUCUUACCCUGGCAGGAUGUGUCUGUUAUCAGUGUGGUAAUGCAAUCUGCGGUGGUGAUAUCGCAAUCUCAGCCUCUAGGGCUGGUCAUAACGCCUGCUGGCACCCGGCAUGCUUUGUCUGUACCGUCUGCAAGGAACAACUAGUAGACCUGAUAUAUUUCUUCCGUGAUGGCAAGAUACAUUGUGGCAGACACCAUGCGGAGUCCCUUAAGCCUCGCUGUGCCGCUUGUGAUGAGAUCAUCUUUGCUGAUGAGUGUACCGAGGCAGAAGGUCGCAGCUGGCAUAUGAAACACUUUUGUUGUUUUGAGUGCGACAAAGAGCUUGGUGGUGAGCGUUACAUCAUGCGGGAAGGGAAACCCUACUGUUGUACAUGCUUUGAGACCAUGUUUGCUGAGUACUGCGAUACCUGUGGGGAACCUAUUGGUGUAGACCAGGGGCAGAUGUCACACGAGGGCCAACAUUGGCACGCCACCCAGAAAUGCUUUCAAUGCUGUACUUGUGGGACGUCGCUACUAGGCCGACCUUUCUUGCCCAAGCAUGGACUGAUCUACUGCAGUGGAACUUGCAGCAGAGGAGAGAAAGCUCCACAGGAGAUGGAUGAUCCCAUGGGAUUAGGAUCUCCCAAGAUGAGCCGUAGUCGACGUCCAAUCAACGUAGAGGAGCUCAAUCUAGACAACUUGUCUGUAGUGAAGAAAGAGGAGGAGAGGACCCAGCAGUCUAUUCAUAGAUCUCGGAAUCUAUCUCGUCAUUCUCUCCCUGACUUAAGGAGACAAUCUCAGACAGCGGCUGAAGAUAGGAGACGAGCUAGUGUAAGAACUGCUGCUGAAAAGAGACGUAAUAGCACAGCUUCUGCACAGAGUCGCCACUUAAAGACAGAUAAGGCUGACAGUCAAUAUCAACCUCCCCCAAACACGGAACAGAUACAGCGUAGAGGGGCAAGCGAAGUAAGAACUGCCACCAAUACAAUUGGAGGCUCUCAGCGAACUCGCUCCACGCACAGCAUCAAUGAUGAGCGCUAUAUAAUCCCUCGGACUGAUAGUAGUUAUAGACAUGGUCUGGUACCCAAGACUAAUGCUAACUAUCAUAAUGGAAUGAGAAGGCCUGAAACAAUGGGACACUACGGAACCCAACCAAGGAAUCCACGUGAGAAUGAUUACUUUGACAGGAAAUCCAACGUGUACCACUCAGAGAGAGUAACUGGACGAUCUCGAUCAGAGGUCACUUUAGACCAGAGAGCUGCCAUGGAUCGUUACGCUCGCGGGCGUAGACGUGGUUACCAUGAUGACUACAUCUCAAGCUCAUCAUCUUCAGAAGAUGAGGAUUAUUUCAGUCCGAGUGAUCAGGGCAAGCCAAGGAUUCGAUAUGUAGAGACCUACGCAAGGGCGCGGUCACAGUCACAACCAUCCAAUCAGAAACAGCCUGGUAGUCGCAAGAAAUCCAAGAGGAAAACAAAGAACUGUAUCGUUUCCUGAGUGCGGGGGAGGUGUAAAACUUUGAACUGUAUUGUUUCCUGAGUGCUGGACGUUAUAAAACAAAGAACUGUAUUGUUUCCUGAGUGGUGGACGUUAUAAAACAAAGAACUGUAUCGUUUCCUGAGUGGUGGACGUUAUAAAACUUUGAACUGUAUCGUUUCCUGAGUGCUGGACGUUAUAAAACUUUGAACUGUAUUGUUUCCUGAGUGGUGGACGUUAUAAAACAAAGAACUGUAUCGUUUCCUGAGUGCUGGACGUUAUAAAACAAAGAACUGUAUCGUUUCCUGAGUGCUGGACGUUAUAAAACAAAGAACUGUAUCGUUUCCUGAGUGCUGGACGUUAUAAAAC
Molecule: messenger RNA, 2520 nt
Organism: Asterias rubens (European starfish)
Lineage: Eukaryota; Metazoa; Echinodermata; Asteroidea; Forcipulatida; Asteriidae
Product: prickle-like protein 2
Exons: 5
Coding region: 349-2172 (607 amino acids)
Molecular function (GO): zinc ion binding
Source: RefSeq, a predicted model, not a curated record